AUGGUUUCUGUGGUCAUUGCAGUUCCUAACAGCCGUACGACGGCGGAUGGGCAUGUAGCUAGUAGCUUCGGUGUCGAGGAUGUCGCUCUCCUUGGCUUCCAUUUCCCCAAACUCCUCAUCAAUACCGGAGCUAAGAGCGUCGGCUGGGUUAUCGUCCUCCUCAGCUUCCAUGAAAGAUGCGUCGAAAUCAAAUUCGUCAUCCUCAGGGAUCUCCAAGAACGAUGCCUCUUCGGUUUCAUUUUCCUCGUCGCCUUCCUCCAAAAAGGAAAAGUCGGAUUCAUCGUCGAACUCACCAUCAGCCGAAUCCAAGAGGUCAGGUGCUCCGGCGAGGUCGAGCAGCGACAUGGUCGUCAACGUGGCAUCGUCAGGAAUUUCGUACACGCUACCGCCGUCACCCCUCUCGUAGGUGUCGUCGAGCUCGCUCUCGAGGAAGUAGCUGUAAGGCGUAGAUUCCUCAUGCUGCAUGGUCAGUUCGGCGGCGCCAUCAGCCUCAUUCACAGCGUACACAUUGGCGAUACAGAGCAACCAGAGCGCAAGUAA
This is a messenger RNA of Babesia ovata, 540 nucleotides long. RefSeq names its product ABC transporter substrate-binding protein, putative. The coding region runs from base 1 to 540 and encodes 179 amino acids. The record is from RefSeq and is a predicted model, not a curated record. NCBI's taxonomy places the organism in Eukaryota, Apicomplexa, Aconoidasida, Piroplasmida, Babesiidae. The transcript has a single exon.